Molecule: messenger RNA, 1783 nt
Organism: Talaromyces proteolyticus
Lineage: Eukaryota; Fungi; Ascomycota; Eurotiomycetes; Eurotiales; Trichocomaceae
Product: alcohol dehydregenaseA
Exons: 1
Coding region: 459-1652 (397 amino acids)
Cellular component (GO): cytoplasm
Molecular function (GO): oxidoreductase activity, acting on the CH-OH group of donors, NAD or NADP as acceptor
Source: RefSeq, a predicted model, not a curated record
CGCACCUGCAGGCGUCUUUGCGGAGUCUGCACCGCCCAAUGAAGCGAUCUGCAAUGCGUCCACAACUCGACCCUUCAACGAUUUAAGCUUCUUCUACGCGAUCUAUGAUGGGCGUUUCCCAAUCUCGCAAUGCCUCGGUUGAGAACCAGUCAGCACUAACCACAUGAUGGCUUUGCACAACCUAGACUGUUUUUCUCCUGCUAUGUUGGCUGAUAUUUCACGUCAGAUAAUUCACUUUUAACAAUUGACAUUACUAUCGCACGAGACAACGCUUCACGACAAGACUUGAACCUGGACUGGUACGAAUUUGUUGGAACUGUCAACGAAAUUCUUUCAUGUGAAUCUCGCUCAAAACACUGUUGUUAUAAAUUCAGGGCAUCAUUACGAGAAAAAAACCCCCCUGGACCUCAGUAUCUCAUCAAUUCAAUACAUACAUAAUCAAGACUUAGCUCGCCACUAUGCCAGGAGAUAUCCCGCGCUACAAUGUAGCGCACAAAAUAGGGCGGUCACCAGCUCUCGACUUCUCAACAACCUUCCAGAUCGAUCCUUCCCACGUGAAAGACAAAACAAUCGUCAUCACCGGAGGAGCAUCCGGCUUUGGUGCUGGUUUUGCCAGAAAGUGGGCAUCAUACGGCGCCAAUAUUAUCAUAGGCGACAUCAGCGUUCCCGCCGGUGAAGCCAUCGUAGCCGAACUACGUCAGAAGACGAACAACAAAAAUCACCAUUUCAUUCGCCUAGAUGUUACCUCGUGGAACUCCCAGGUUAUUUUCUUUCGCCAAGCAGCUCAGCUCAGCCCCCAUGGCGGGAUCGACACUGUAGUCGUCAACGCAGGAAUCAAUAACUCGGAAGAGCAGAACCAAUUUGAGAAUCCUACGAAUGUGGAUUAUCUGAACGACCCGUCUCCUCCGCCACCGACGAUGGCAACCAUUGAUGUGAAUCUCACAGGAGCAUUGUACACCACACAUUUGGGUAUAUGGUAUCUGGAGCGAAACCCGAAUUCAGGGUCUUUGUCUGUGGGCGGACGGGAUAGACACUUGCUACUGCUGGGCUCAGUAGCUAGCCUAUUCCCAAUAAUCACUCAGCCAUACUACGCAGUCUCGAAACAUGGUAUCCUCGCUCUGUUCCGAUGCUUGCGAGCUGGGUCGUUUGUUGUACACGGCAUUCGUGUGAAUCUGAUCUGCCCGUAUUUCAUCGACACACCCAUUGUUCCACCGGCCGGAAAGCUGAUUCUUGCUGGUGGCGCAACAGGAGUUGUAGAAGAUGUAGUUCAAGCUGCAAGUCUAUUUGUCUCACGCCCUGAUAUUAUCGGACGCGCAGUCGUUGUUGGCCCAAAGGUCAAAAUUCGUGUUCCCACAGACUCAGAAGGCAAAGCAUCCAUCAUUGGUGCAGCUGGUGUUCCUCAAAUUGAAAAUUCCUUCGAGGUUAUCGAUCCUGAGAGGAAGGCCAAAAUUCAAGAAGGUCCCGACGGGGUGGUGCAAGAACGAGCGAUAUGGGAGUUUUAUGCAGAGGAUUUCGAGGAUGUCGAUCUCUUCACGAAGCGGAUGGUGACUAUAUUGAAUGCUUUUGGGGCGGCAAAAGGAUGGGUUGGGUUUUUCAGAGAUGUCGCUGGUGCAGUUGGUUCAGGUGUGUCAAAAUUGGUCUUUGGAAGAUAGUUGGACUGUCUACUUCAUGUGACCAUGUGACCUUCCAAACCCUAGCUACGAGCACUGUGACUUUCUCCGCCGUUAAUGCUAGGAUAGUAGUAAUAUUGAUCAAAAAUGGAAAUAAUAUAUUAAUCAUAAUA